GGCAGAAGUUAAGAAAUGAUAAUAAACAGUAAGUAAUUUAUGUGUACUGAUGCUUUCAAUAAUUUCUAAAUAACAAUAGGGUUUUAAAACUGGCCUGCAGCUGCCGGCGGGCAGGUUGAGUCCUUCUAUCGUCUCAUUCAAAAACAGCACAAAUACAUGAUAACAAUCUCUCCUGUCAAGUGGCAGUUCCUUUGUUUGGAACGGUGGUCUGAAAACUCGCUUUGACGAAUCAUGGGGCGAGUUUCAAUUGGGCACACUUUCUUGCGUUCGGAAAAUUUAAAUUGUGCCCAAGGUGAGUUUAGCGAUCGUUCGUACAGAACGGAGACAAAAAAUUCAGAUUCAGAGAAAAAACGUUUCGUUCGUAAUUAUUGCGGCGUUCGUAUAGAUUGGAGAAUUACCGUAACAUUCUCAGGGCAUGCAGCUACUGUUUGCCAAGCUGUCCAGUUUUGUUGCCUUCUGUGAUACUGGGGUGGUGAGCAAAGUGACACUGAGACAUCAGGGGGUGGACUUCUCAGAUGUGGAUCAUGCCAUCAAAGCUCUCAGCUGGAAUGGGAGCGGGAGUGGUCUUAUGCAAGAAAAGACAAUUAAUGCACAGCAUACCAACUACACUGGAAAGAAAACCCCUUCGGCCCAUGGCAAGAAAGCAAAUUUUAAAUUGAAGGACAUUGUCAAGGACAUGCAAAAUUGUCAUCUCAGCAAGGGCUCUAAAUCCAGGUCUCCCAGAAACUCGCUGGACAGCAGUUACUUUGCAAGGUUCAGUUUCUCAUCUGAAGACAUUCCUGCUGAGGUUGGCUUUAAAAAAUCUGACAAAGAAAGCAGCAAACCAAGACGCAAAGAGAGGUCACUGGCUUUAAACACAGUGCCGCCUACGCUGACAAGCUUUUGGUCAAAUCAGUCAAAGUCAACUAGUGUGCCUGAUGGGACAAGUCUUUUUUUCAGGGGUAAUGGUUCUGCUGGAGCAUCAGCAUCUAAUAGCAUAAUGACAAGACCCAACCAGGAGAGUUUAGCUCAAGAGGCCAAGUUGAUUUCUUCUCGAUUAUUUGACCAACCACUGGAUGCAGUAAGAGGAGGGGAAAAACAAGGAGUGGGUGCUACGGACCCAGCGGGGAAUCGUAGCGCAGGUUUUGCAGGAGCAGCACCCUGUACUUUUUCCCCUCACUCUUGCUCAGAACUAGAAAGAAUGAGCUCUGGUGGUUCUCUUGUAGCUCAGAGAGGAUCAGUUUCCUCCGUUACUCUCUCCAAUACAGACUCGGAUAGUGAGAGGCCUUAUGCAAGUGUCACUCCCAUCACUGAAGGUUGGAGUCCCCUGAAUCCAACAGUUGGCUUCAAUGCUGUGCCAAGUGUUGAGGAAGAACAACUGCUGCAGUCAGCUGCAGGGGUAUUCACUCUUGAGAAUCCAAAUAAUCAAAACACACGAUCACACAGUGCAUUGGUUGAAAAUCACGGUCACAGUGGUGACCAAAACAUAACUUCAGGUCACAAUGUUACAGUUGAUCAAUGCACUUCUACUGGAGCAGCUUUGCCUGAUCCAGAUCGAAGUACACUUAAUCCAGAUCAAGCAAGGGGGGAUUCAAUUCAAGGUGUCUCUAACCCAGAUGGAGCUUUCAGUGAUCUUGGACAAGCUGCCUCUAUUUCAGAUCAAGCCUCACCUAAUCCAGAUAGUGCAGCAGCGGGCAAUACAAGUGUGUUUGGCACGGGAGAGUUUCGCUUUGCUCUCAGUCCUGCAGUGACAUUUAAAUCAAGUGGAAGGGUCCUUAGGAAAGCUGCCAGAAGACAAAGACACAAAUGACUGGUCAAGACAGAGAAUCUACUUGAAAUGGGCUCUUAACUGGAAUACUUAAUCGCAUGUGCAUUGUUUGUUGUUGUAGUAUACAACAAUGCAUGUAUAUCCCACGGACUGACUAUAAGUAAAGAGCAUUGCAUUACUAUAUAAUAUGCUUCUUUUUUAAAUUUUCCCCUUUAAAAAAUGAAUUCUACUGAAGUGAAAUUGGCCUAUUUAUGAGGUGACCUAUGCGUAUGUAAAACAAUGACAUGGGUUACCCAUUUUAUACAUUAUCUCCUAAUACAUGUAUUUUAGGAGAAUAAAUGCAAGCUCCUUAUAUUUUAAGGAGAAUAAAUGAAAUAAAAUUCAGCAAAAAUAAA
Messenger RNA from Lingula anatina, 2142 nucleotides. RefSeq lists its product as uncharacterized. Gene Ontology annotation, biological process: protein monoubiquitination. Gene Ontology annotation, molecular function: ubiquitin protein ligase activity; zinc ion binding. The record is from RefSeq and is a predicted model, not a curated record. Lineage: Eukaryota; Metazoa; Brachiopoda; Lingulata; Lingulida; Lingulidae.